AUGCAGAAGACAGGCAUCUUUAUCUUCAAUGACGAUACAACAACUACUCUCUCGGCUAAAGUCACCUUCAAGCUCCCCUGCGAAAACCCCGAAUCCAUCAUCAGCCCCGAUACCACAGGCAACUCGUCAGUUAUUGGCUUCUCCAACCCGUUCUAUGCCUCGAUAUCACCCCAGAUAUUCGCCCUUGCCACCGCGACCGUAAUCAGCUAUAUUCUCGUCAUCCUCAUUUUCAUCACCCCGAGGACGUUCUAUGUUGGAAGUCCGGGAGCAGGCGGCGCCCGCUUUCUGGGUCGGCGUGGCAUGAUAACAGGGUCAUACGGAUCGUCCUCUAUCGUCGGCGUCGGACGGAGACCACUACUACAAAAGAUUGCAGCCGUCACAGUGGCAAUUUCUCUGACAAUUGCCACAGCAGACACAUUCCACGUUGCAGAGGAGCAAUACAACGAGGGAUAUAUCGACUCCAGCCUGUUGGUUGACAAUGUGGUGGAUAGUUUGGAAAUUCGCAUCAUCCGAGUCAUCUCAGACACGUUCCUGUGGCUGGCACAGGUGCAGACGCUGAUACGCCUGUUUCCGCGGCAUAAAGAAAAAGUCACCAUCAAAUGGCUCGGGUUUGCCAUGGUAUCCUUCGACACAAUUUUCAGUAUUUUGGAUUCUUUUGUCAGUGGCAACCCAAGGACCAGGCCGAGGAGCUUUUCAGACGCUAUUCCCGCCCUGAAUUAUUUGUUCGAACUGGCGAUUUCGCUGAUCUACGCUUCUUGUGUAGUGUAUUACUGUCUAUCGAAAAGGCGAUUCGCAUUCUGGCACCCGAAGAUGAAAAAUAUCUGCUUGGUGGCACUUCUGUCGCUGGUCUCGGUUGUGAUCCCGGUCGUCUUUUUCAUUCUGGACAUAUCGCAACCGGAUUUGGCAGGAUGGGGUGAAUAUAUUCGGUGGGUGGGUGCUGCAGCCGCAAGUGUCGUUGUUUGGGAAUGGGUCGAGCGAAUCGAGUCGUUGGAGCGAGAUGAAAGGAAGGAUGGGAUACUUGGACGGGAGAUCUUUGACGGCGACGAGAUGCUUAAUAUGACACCUUCGGAGGACGCAAGCUGGCGCGGGGAUGAUUCGAGGCCUUAUCAAGAUGGCAGUGGGCGUAAGGGGAUGGCGGAAGGCAUGGUCUCCCGGUAUCAGCGCCUUCGUGCCCGGCUGCCGCUGCGAAGGAGGCGGAAGAGACUUCCUGCAGACGGCAUCGCCACUGGUACGGAUGCAACUGAUGCAAUUGGUCAAGCCGUUGGGGUAUCACAAUACGUUAUUCCUCCACAGGUUAUAACGCCCCCCAGCAGGAGUGACACAGGAAGCGCUGCGAGCACGGUCUAUGCCGUACGAUACCACAACUUGACGAGUCCAUCGCCAAACCCACAAGCUGAUUUGCGGACCCACCCUGAACAGUCUACCACUCUUGAUGCUUCCAAAGUGUCCGGCGACUCUGGGUCUUCUCCCUCUGAUGCGGACAAGGAACUCGCUUUGGAAACAGUACUUCCCAGAGCACCAGAGCCUCAGGGACGCAGCAUUUGGCAGGCAAUGCCGAACCCCUUUAAGCGACGGCGAUCUGAUCCUCCAGCGGAAGUCGCCGACGCUCAGAAUGCGACAGGCGUGCGGCGGUCACCAAUCGACCGCACCCUCAAUUUAAGAGAUCGAGUUGGAGCAUUUGCUACUGCGCAAAGAGAGCGACUUGCUAGUCGAGGAAAUGUACUCGCAUCGGCUUUGCCAGUCACAGUCAUUCCAGCGCCAAAGAGUAAUGGUAGGACAUGGUCCCCAGACGAUAUUCGUGAGCGGUCAACAGACGACAAUUCUACCCGCAGAGAAACCGCAGAUACCUCGAGACAGCGGCCAGGCAAUCCUGCAGGAAACUCGAGCGCGCAUGACUCGGCCCAAGUGGUGGACGUCUCCGGACCCUUAGAGGGUCGAACCUGGAUUCCAGCUGAGGCACAUAUCCGCUCUCGCAUCACUCCAGGGCCUCAACGCUCUGAUGGCGCCGCAUUUCCUCCCAACCCUUCGGAGAGUCUCGUUGAGGUUCAGCGAGUUCCUCCGCAAAUUUACUUUCCUCGAGGCUCACUCACUAUCUCCGAGUCAGAGGCCAGAGCUAGCCGGAUGGCUGAUCCUUUCAGUGCAGCUUUGCCAAGGUCUGCAGCAUACGUCCGACCCUCAACCAUCACGCCAAUCGCAGAGGACACAGCCGACGAGGUGGACAGUGACCUCUCAGGACCCAGAUCACACCAGCCGGAGCCCUCGAAGCCCCAAGCGCAAGAACAGAUGGCUGAAACCACCGACGAGCCUCGACAUGUCGACAUGGAAUCAUCUACUCAUGAUGCCACUGCUGAGAACUCCUCGUUGGUGAUAGUCACAGCGAAUCAGGUCCACGAUGAGGAGGAGCGUGCUUCGCAAACAGAGACGACUCAGGAUGCUGAUGGAAGAGACACUGGUGGCACGACGACGCAACCCAUUUAG
This is a messenger RNA of Fonsecaea monophora, 2478 nucleotides long. RefSeq lists its product as hypothetical. Bases 1 to 2478 code for a protein of 825 amino acids. The transcript has a single exon. Gene Ontology annotation, cellular component: plasma membrane. Gene Ontology annotation, biological process: cellular response to pH. The record is from RefSeq and is a predicted model, not a curated record. Lineage: Eukaryota; Fungi; Ascomycota; Eurotiomycetes; Chaetothyriales; Herpotrichiellaceae.